AUGCCGCGGACACGCUCAGGUGCCCAAACUUCUCAACCUUCUCAACCGCUACACCCUAUCUCCGAGAGCAAAUCAAAGUCAAAAGCUAAAAAAAAACGAUCACAACCGGACCUUUCACCUACGACUGACCAAAUCAUGCCGGAUCCUGUCUCGAACGUUGGAAAGAAGCGUGGCACUAGAUCUCGUGGCACUCGACCUGAAGGAACCACUACCUCAAUCACUUCGCAAGGUGGAGCUCCACCAACUCCUGACGCCACCCAGACACAAGCAACCACCUUGACUCGAACUCGACAUGCACCCCACUCUGACACGGACUCUGAUUCACAUCCUGUGGAAGAUGUGUAUCAACCAGACGACGAUUCCUCAGACUCAAAUUCUGACUCACACUCAUCUACGGAGAACAACGCCCCACACCAGCCAUCCAAGUCUCGAAAGUCAGCUCGGCAACGCCGCCACAAACGGGCUCGCAUCGAUGGAAACUCACAAUCCAUUCUGCUGGCUGACAAUACUGAAGACCACCUAAAUGAUAAUGACGAUGCUGAUUUUAUAGCCCGGCUCGAGUGCAUCUAUCCCAUCAAAGAUCUAAUCCCGACAAACAUCGUUCUCAUAUUCUUCCCACUUUAG
Molecule: messenger RNA, 624 nt
Organism: Melampsora larici-populina 98AG31
Lineage: Eukaryota; Fungi; Basidiomycota; Pucciniomycetes; Pucciniales; Melampsoraceae
Exons: 2
Coding region: 1-624 (207 amino acids)
Source: RefSeq, a predicted model, not a curated record